Lathyrus oleraceus (garden pea) is the source of this 1284-nucleotide messenger RNA. RefSeq lists its product as uncharacterized. The coding region runs from base 1 to 1284 and encodes 427 amino acids. The transcript is spliced from 3 exons. The record is from RefSeq and is a predicted model, not a curated record. Lineage: Eukaryota; Viridiplantae; Streptophyta; Magnoliopsida; Fabales; Fabaceae.
AUGAAUCCUCUUGAAUUCCAUGGUGGGUUGAAUCCUGUGAAGGUUGAGGAGUGGAUAACCAGCAUGGAAAGGAUUUUUCAGAUAGUGCAUUGUAGUGAAGAGAAUAAGGUUGUGUUUGUUUCUCACAUGAUGAAGGGUCCAACUGUGAGAUGGUGGGAAAGUGCUUCAACUCUUAUCACCAAUCAAGGAGUACUUGAGGAUUGGGAGCAUUUUAAGACUAUUUUCAUGGAUAAGUAUUUUCCUAGUUCUUUGAGGACUCAGAAAGAGUUUGAGUUUCAGCAGCUUAGACAGGGUACCAUGACAGUAACUGUGUAUGCUAAGAAGUUCGAAGAUAUGGCUUCUUAUUCUAGGAAGGUCGCGUACGCACCUGAUGAGAGGUGGAAGAUUGAUCAGUUUCUUUUUGGUCUAAGGGGUGAAAUUUCUCAUAGUGUAUCUCAAAGGGAAUUCACUUCUUAUGUUGAAUUGUUAAGGCAAUGCUAUGUGGCAGAGAAUAAUUUGAAGAAAGUUCAAGAAGAAAGGGAUCAGUAUAGGAGUGGACAGAGAGACCAAGGGAGGCCAGGUAACCAGUUUAGGCCUAGACCUCAGGCUUUCAAGGGAAAACAGAGGGAGGGUCACAUGUCUAGGGAAUGUCCUCAGAAUAAGAAUCAGAUGCAGGGGAGGAACACUGCUCGAGUUUAUACUUUGGAUGCAAGGAAGGCUAAGAGCAAUAAUGCCUUAAUUGUUGCAAUUCCCUUGUCUCCUCCUAUGGUGGUUACUACCGCCAUGGAUGAUGUGGUUGAGACACUGUUGAUUUGUGAAAAUUAUUCGCUCUCGAUGAAUGGUAGAAUUUUCCAGAUUGAUCUUAUUUAUUUACCACUUAAGAAGGUUGAUGUAGUUUUGGGGAUGGAUUGGAUUUCCGCCAAUUCGGUGUUUAUUGGAUAUGAAGAGAAGUUGAUUAUCAUUCCAUCUAGUGAAGCUACUCCAAAGGAUGUAUUAACUAUUAUUUUGGAAGGUACGGUUGGCAUGGUUAAUUUCUUAUUUGAGAAUGAAAAGUCAGUUCUCUUGGUUCUUACCAAGGAAUCUAGCGAUAAUCUGAGUGUUAAAAAAAUUUCUGUUAUUUAUGAAUUUCUGGAAGUUUUCCCUGAGGAUGUCACCUCUCUUCCUCUUGAAAGGGAAGUGGAAUUCUCUAUUGAUCUGAUACCUAGGACGGCUCCAAUCUCCGUUUCUCCGUAUCGCCUGGCACCACUAGAGUUGAGAGAGUUGAAGAAUAAAUUGGAAGAGUUGUUAACCAAGCAUUUCAUCUGA